AUGGCUGCGCAGUCAAAACCCGCCCCAAUUGGGCCUUGGGGCAAAGCGACGGCCGGCGCGGCCGGCGCGGUCCUCGCCAAUGCGCUCGUCUACCCCUUGGAUCUCGUGAAGACGAAACUCCAAGUACAAGUCAAGAAGACCGAAACCGAGAAGAACCAAGUCAAAUUCGAGGACACGCAUUACAACGGGACAUGGGACGCUAUCUCCAAGAUCGCCUCGGCCGAGGGUGUUGCAGGCCUGUACGCCGGUAUGAGCGGGUCGCUGCUCGGCGUCGCCUCGACCAAUUUUGCCUACUUCUACUGGUACUCUGUGGUGCGCACCGUUUACCUCAAGUACGCCAAGUCCACUGGGACGCCGUCGACCGUCGUGGAACUCUCUCUGGGUGCGGUCGCCGGUGCGCUCGCGCAGCUCUUCACCAUCCCCGUCGCCGUCAUCACGACCCGCCAGCAGACGCAGAGCAAGGAGGAGAGGAAGGGUAUUAUCGACACCGCGCGUGAGGUGAUCGAGGGCGAGGAUGGCGUGUCGGGCUUGUGGAGGGGGCUCAAGGCGAGCUUAGUGUUGGUAAUCAACCCGUCCAUCACAUAUGGCGCGUACGAGCGGUUGAAGGAUGUCCUUUAUCCCGGCAAGAAAAACCUUUCACCCUGGGAGGCUUUCGCGCUUGGCGCAAUGUCCAAGGCACUCGCGACCAUUGUCACUCAGCCUUUGAUCGUGGCCAAGGUCGGUCUGCAAUCGAAACCGCCACCGGCGCGGCAGGGCAAGCCGUUCAAGAGCUUUGUCGAGGUGAUGCAAUUUAUCAUCGCAAACGAAGGCCCCAGGAGCCUGUUCAAGGGUAUCGGGCCCCAAAUUCUGAAGGGUUUGCUCGUGCAGGGUAUUCUGAUGAUGACAAAGGAGCGUGUCGAACUCAUGUUUAUCCUUUUCGUCCGCUACCUUCAGGCUAUGCGAUCGCGGAGGUUGGGGAGAACGACUGAUCUUGCGGCUGCUGCGAAGCUGGUCGCGCCAUCCAAGAACUCGUCUCAGCACAACCAGUCGCGCAAGGCGCACCGGAACGGCAUUAAGAAGCCCAAGACCCAGAGGUACCCCUCGCUCAACGGUACCGACCCCAAGUUCCGAAGAAACCACAGGCACGCGCUCCACGGCACCGCUAAGGCUCUGAAGGAGUUCCGUGAGGGCAAGCGGGAGACUGCUUGA
Dichotomopilus funicola is the source of this 1188-nucleotide messenger RNA. RefSeq names its product peroxisomal carrier. NCBI's taxonomy places the organism in Eukaryota, Fungi, Ascomycota, Sordariomycetes, Sordariales, Chaetomiaceae. The transcript is spliced from 7 exons. Gene Ontology annotation, biological process: transmembrane transport; translation. The coding region runs from base 1 to 1188 and encodes 395 amino acids. Gene Ontology annotation, molecular function: structural constituent of ribosome; ADP transmembrane transporter activity. The record is from RefSeq and is a predicted model, not a curated record. Gene Ontology annotation, cellular component: ribosome; membrane.